AUGCCCUUCUCUGCAACUCUCUCACCUCCCACUCUUUCUUACUUCCCUCAAACACAACAAUACCAACAACAAUUGCAUCUUCCUCACACUCUCAAUCCCUAUCUCAAACCGAAAAGUUUCAGUCUUCAAUUUCAAUGCGCCCAAGCCUCCAGACGAACCCCUAAUUACCCUCAGGGCGGCGCUGAUAAUCUGGUUGAUGAUCCGCGCAACUGGAGCCGUUCGAUCAACUCCGAGGUCGACCGGCACUAUAAUUUCGAAGACGAUGAUGAAGACGAUGAGGAUGACGAUGAUGAUGAAGAAGAAGAUAGGAGUUUGGAUUUAUUGGUGAGGUUUGUUCAGAAUAUGUUCAAGAAGGUCUCCAGGCGAGCCAGGAGGGCCGUACGAUCAGUUCUCCCCGUCUCAAUUCCCACCAAAUUGGUGGGGUUUUCUGUUAAUGGGGUGCUCAUGCUGGCAUUUUUAUGGGUCUUGAAGGCAUUUCUUGAGGUUGUUUGCACCCUUGGAAGUCUAGUGUUUGUAAGCAUCUUACUCAUCCGUGGGAUAUGGACUGGAGUAACCUACGUACAAGAAAACCGCAACCAGAAACUCCGCAAUUUUGAAGAUGAAAGUCGUCCGUGGACUGGCACACAGCCGGCAACCUGA
Messenger RNA from Prunus armeniaca (apricot), 639 nucleotides. NCBI's taxonomy places the organism in Eukaryota, Viridiplantae, Streptophyta, Magnoliopsida, Rosales, Rosaceae. The record is from the annotation of a GenBank genome assembly.